Molecule: messenger RNA, 2606 nt
Organism: Dromiciops gliroides (monito del monte)
Lineage: Eukaryota; Metazoa; Chordata; Mammalia; Microbiotheria; Microbiotheriidae
Gene: TERB1
Product: telomere repeat binding bouquet formation protein 1
Exons: 18
Coding region: 1-2175 (724 amino acids)
Biological process (GO): meiotic attachment of telomere to nuclear envelope; homologous chromosome pairing at meiosis
Source: RefSeq, a predicted model, not a curated record
AUGGAAAAAGAUGAGAUAAAGAAGACACAAGAAAUGAAGACUGAUCUGAAUUUAUUGUUAGAGUGUCUUAAAUAUCAAAUGGACAACCCAGCUUCACAAAAGGAGGCAUUGGUUACUAUUUAUUCAGUCUGUCAGCAAAACAGUGAUGCAAGUAUUUAUUUUCGGGAGAUUGGUGGUCUGAUGUUUGUUAAAAACCUUGCAAAGUCAAGCAUUCACAGCAUGGUAAAAGAAGCAGCCUUAUUUACCUUAGGAGCUAUUGCAGAAUGUAAUGUUUAUUGUCAGCAAACUUUGUGCACUUCAGAAUUUUUUGAAGACAUUAUUUGGUUUCUAUCUAAGUAUGAAUCUAACAUAAAUUUGAAAAGAAUGUCUGUUUACGUGAUGUUAGUCCUUGUUUCAAAUAACAGGACUGGACAGACUCUUGUAAGAGAAACAGGUUGUGUUGGUAUCCUGCUACAGUUUUUUAGAACAGCUCUUUCCAUGUCUGAGAUGGAUUUGUCAAAUGAAACCAUCUACCAGAGUUAUCAGCUGUGGUCUUCAGUAUGCAGUGCUUUGUGUGCAUGUGUGAAUAAUCCACAAAACGAUGUCAACCAGAAAAUUUGCAGUUCAGUUUUUCAACAUGCAAACAAAUGGCUACAGAGCUAUAUAAAACCUGAAAUAAUUCGUCCUAUUUGCUCAUUUAUUUGCCUGACUGUUGCAAAUAACACACAUGUACAGGAGUAUUUUAUAUCUAUUGGUGGAUUGGCGGUAUUAUCUGAAGUUCUCAUAAAACUGGAACAUGAUUCCCAUGGGAAUAUGCCCAGUGCUAAGCUGGCAGUAGUGGUGACCAAGACCCUGGAUGCCUGCAUUGCUGACAAUCCUGCUGUUGGGGUCAUACUAGCCAAAUACCACAUUGUAUCAAAACUUCUGACACUGCUACUUCAUGAGAGUCUGGAUUCAGGAGAAAAAUUUAGCAUUAUUCUUACCCUUGGGCAUUGCACAGAAGCUUGUGAAGAGAAUCAGCUACAUCUGUUUAAAAACAAUGGUCUUCCAUUAAUGAUCCAACUUUUAACUGAAUCACAGAAUGAGGAACUAAAUAAAGCUGCUACCUUUGUGCUGCACAACUGCAAAAAAAUUACAGAGAAGUUAUCUCUAAACCUAGAAGAAUUUUCUUCUGAUAUGAAUGAAGCUCAACAGUUGAAAGAAUUGAAGGUGAGAGAGAGGAAUAUUGAAGACUUCUGGAAGAAAGCAAAAGAAAUUCUUCACAGAAUAAAACAGCUUGAAAAUAAAGAAGAGGAGAGCAUUGGUGGACCUUGUAAUACAGAGUAUUACAUUCCUUCAGGGCUUUACAUUUUAUCAAGCACUAAUCCUACAACAGCCUGUGAGAUAGAGAAGGCAAGUGUGGUUGUCACCCUGGAAAAAAUAGAAAGAAGAGAAUUGGUUGGUGAUUCUUUUCCAAAGAGCUUAUCUAUGCAAAAUACAUCAAAACACUCCAGAGUGGAUGGCAUUAAUAGAGGUGUUAAUGCAGAAAGAAACCACCCCAAAAAGCAGCAUCAGGCUCAGAGCUGUGAGACAGUUGCUGCAGAGUGGUGUGAAGCCUCUGCAGGGCAUGAGCCCCAGGAUCCGUCUUGGAGUGACAAGGCAAAUCCUGUCAGCGCCUGUUAUAAAGAGCGUGGGCCGGCCAACAUUCUGAGCACCGCUAGUGUGCCAUUGACUGCCAAUGCCCUCAGAAGUCAUGGCUUGUACAAAGGAGCAAAUUGUGAGAAAAGGGCUUUGUCCUUACAGCCAAGUGACCAAGCUUGUAAAGGUCCAGCUCCAGGUAUCAGAAAUAGAAAGCAUCAGUCAUCAGUAACAGAUCCACUUACAUUAUGUUCAGACAUAAUCAGCAAAGAAGCUUCCAAUUUUCAAAGAAAUGGCAGUUAUCCUAAAACACUGAAUUUCAGGUGUUCAGGUUGCAUAGAAGUAGGAAAAUCCCUGAAUAGCAGAAAUUUUAGCAGGCUCUUGCACUCUUGCCCAUUCCAAUGUGAUCGCCACAAAGUCAUUCUGGAAGCUGAAGAUAGAUAUAAAAGUGACCUAAGGAAAUCACUUAUCUUUAACAAAAAGAUACUUUUGACCCCACGUAAAAAAGGGAUAUUUGGUAGUGAAUCUUCUACAAAUGAAGAAAGUAAUAAUUUCCAAGACAAUUUACAAAAGAAAUGAAGAUUUUGUAGAAAUUUGUCUGAAGAAAAAGAUAUCCUUUGCGUGGAAUAAAGAAGAUGGGAAAUCACGGCAAUCCAAUUUGGGGGUCUUAUUCAGUUUCUAAACGUUGGACAGCUGUAAAUAUUGCUUGUGCCUACACUGGUUAUAUUCUGGCCCUGUUAGAAGAAGUUAAACACUUUUUCCUUCCAAAUAAAUGAAAUGAAAAUGUGAAAAGUCUUAAGUGAUUACUAAAUGAAAUGUUUAGACCUCUACCUAAAUAUGUAGCUAGCCUAAGUUUCUAGCUUCUUUAAUCAUUUCUAGUUCUCUCAGUCUCAUUUUGUAUCUGCUUCUUCAUUCUUUAAAACUGUGCAUUUAUUUUGCUUAGUCCCAGAUAGAGAACUUGUACCAGUGGGAAGAAAUUAUGUAGAGGCUAUAGAUAUAGAACAGAGGCA